CACAUGGCAUGUCUGAGAUUUGUUCAGCCUAUGAGAAGCAUCAAUUGAAUAGUUGAUGUUUUUGAGUCCAGUGGGUAACCUUCACAGAACAGACUGCUGACUAUCGCCAGCCCCAUACGUCCUCGAGAAGGUUGAUCUGUAAGUCCCACCAGCAAACGGACAAUCGAAGAGCAUACACCGUCAUGACAAUUUAAGAGUUUCGAAUGUUUACUGAAUUCUAUUCCGUUUGAGCGGGUAAAAAUUUGGCGGAAGGAAGCGAUCACCAAUACCGGCAUCGACCGAGGAAAGGCACAUUCGAGCGAGAGUAACUGCAUUUGUUUCAAGUCCAGUGGAGUCGGUCAUUCUUAGACCAACCGGCAAGCAAGGCUGUUGGUCAGCACAAUCACAAGCUUGAGAACAAAACAAACAAAAACCCGCCAUGGCCCUCCCGAUACAAGAUCUUCCUGCCUGGGCCCGCCUCAACGAUGUCUCCUUCGACAAUGUCGAGGUAACCACCACCGUGGACAAGGGAUACGGCGUGGUCAGCCAAAAGGACCUCGCUGCCCCUGAAGGCACCGUCGAGACCCCACAGCUGCUCGCCGUCCCUCACGACCUCAUCCUCAACUCUCUGGCUGUCGAGGAACACGCAAAAGAAGACAAAGAGUUCAAACAGCUCCUAGAAGCCGUCGGACACCAUCCACCCCGCGUCAACGUUCUGCUCUUCCUGCUUGUUCAGUUAGCGCGGAACUCCAGUCACGCCCAUGUGGGUGUUUCCAAUCCAUGGACUCAGUACUUGCAGUUCCUGCCCAAGACAGUCUUGCUGCCUACCGUCUGGACCGAGGACGAAAGGCCACUGUUGAAAGGCACCUCACUGGAGGUGGCUGUGGGAGCAAAACUCAGAGCCCUCGACAAUGAGUUUGAAAUGAUCCGAGAAGCCUCAUCUGAUAUCCCUUGCUGGAACGACCUUCUUUGGCACAGUGGCGCCGUCUCGCUCAAAGACUGGGUGCAUCUCGACGCCCUCUAUCGAUCAAGAUGCCUGGAGCUUCCCAAAUCCGGAGAGUCAAUGGUCCCCUGCAUCGACAUGAUCAACCAUUCGUCCGACCCAAGUGCCUACUACGACCAAAACUCCAACUACGAGGCAGUACUGUUACUUCGCCCGGGAGUGAGCAUGUCCAAGGGUCAGGAAGUAACCAUCAGUUACGGCGACACCAAGUCUGCAGCUGAGAUGCUCUUUAGCUACGGCUUCAUCGACCCCGAAUCGACGUCCGAGAGCCUGGUACUCCCUCUGGCACCCUUUCCCGACGACCCAUUGGCCAAGGCGAAGCUUGUAGCGUUUGGGAAAGCGCCCAAAGUCCACGUGGCUCGGGAGAGCGGCAGCAUCCGGUGGGACAGCAAUUUUGCAUAUCUCAAGUGUGUCAACGAGGAGGACGGCCUGGACUUUCGCAUCCUGCAGGACAACGAGGGAAACCAGCAGCUGCGCGUUUUCUGGCAAGAUGAAGACGUUACAGAUCAGAUUUCCGAGUUCCAAAAACUAGUAGCCCAAACUCACCCCCUCCCCGAAGUCCUCAGACUUCGAGUUGCCGUCUCAGUUCAGGAGAACCUUGAGAUCCAUCUUGAGCAGCUCAAGUCGGAGCUUCCCCGCCACGACUCUUCGACAGUCAGAGAAGAAUGUCUCAAGCAUGGUCUGCUGCUCCGACAGAUCGAAACGAGUCUAUUGGAAGAUGCCAUCCAAGCGUUGGAACAAGAGAAAAACUCGCUACUGGAAGCCGAAAACGUGGUGGCUUAUCUCGGAUCGAUGGAGACUUCCAAUUCGGACCUAGUCGACGAAGAGGCGUCCAAUGAGGCCGACGACUUCAGCUAAUGGUUGCAGACGCACAUCAUCCUCCUGCUUCUUUCUGAGUGGUGUGAGGCCUCUGCAACAUUCGUAUGUCAACCGCCAUCGAAUGGUUUUGGCUUCUUGAGACGCGGCCUUACCGCACCAAUCUCAGCAUGGUUCACUUUUUGACAAAUUCUUUCCACAUAUGCCGCUUUCUUUUUUGCACAGAAUGCAGAGCUGCUUGAGCUAUUCCGCACAUCGCUACCUCUACGGAGUUGGCGAGAGUAAGCCUAGAGGGACUACAUUGACUAACAAGGCAAAAGGUUCCUCAUUGUCUCAGAUACAGCUUGGCUAAAGUCUCUUCAGCAAACUCGGCAUAGGUUCUAAUCUCGGAUUCAGCAUCCCGACAGUUCACGGACGCUAUAGAAAGCUCUGGUUAUUCUUGGAAGGAUUUUGGAAGCGACAACAGCCAGAACAACGCUACCAAAAAGACAAGCUCAACACCGGCCCCCAACCGCCGCUAUCAACAAGGUGUGCCUGGCGGUCAGGACUCUUGUCAUACACAGCAGGCGUGGUUCGGCCCUGUCACCCCGGUGAGGACACGGCAGGAGAGCUUCUGGAAAAAUCGGACGCAUUUUCUACAGCAAGGCACCUUUGCCUUGAAUUUAUUGACACACUCAAGGGUCGAAUGCAGCCGCCUGCCAUAACAAAAAACAAUCUCCACACGACAUGGGGUAUUUUGCCGGAAAGUCGAUCUCAAAAAGAAGGCCACAACUAUCCUCAAAAUGCGGGGAAAUAUUGGGACCCUCGCGAAGAGCCGGACCUGUAACGGCUUUGAUGCUCCCUCAGCCUUGGGGUUCUUUUUGUUAGUGCGGAGAUGACGUUUAAACCGAAGCGCCGAAUGGAAUGGUUCAAACAGAAAGCUUCUUAAUGCGCUAGUUGGGGAUUGUUAAAAUGUAUGUAAGCGGCUGCUGUACAAUCGACCGACUUGAAGAUAUAUCGCCGACCUGUUAUCCAAUUCCAUCAUUCGAAUGAAACAAGCGCGGCAGGGUUAACCA
Molecule: messenger RNA, 2853 nt
Organism: Podospora bellae-mahoneyi
Lineage: Eukaryota; Fungi; Ascomycota; Sordariomycetes; Sordariales; Podosporaceae
Exons: 3
Coding region: 419-1840 (473 amino acids)
Biological process (GO): peptidyl-lysine monomethylation
Molecular function (GO): protein binding; protein-lysine N-methyltransferase activity
Source: RefSeq, a predicted model, not a curated record